GGUUCCUUUGGAGGCUUUUUUAGUGUACUGAUAGACACAUUAGUGUUGCUCCAUCCUUUCUGAUCUACUUUUCUUCAGUCUUCCACUUCCAGACUAAUCAGACGUUUGCUGGUGAUGAAUUUAUUGUGAGAAAGUCUCUAAGGCUAUAAGACAUUAAUCCAGAAAGGGACUAGAGGUUUCACAUGCUUGCACUUUUAAGAGAAUCUCUUUGGAUUAAAACACAAUGUUAGCAUCUAAUAAAACACUUUCCGUAAUAAGAGCAGAGACAUGCCCACUCACAUGUAAACAGACUUCUUUGCCAAAAUGAAAAUGUCCGCCAAUCAACUCAAAAGUUUCUGUGUCAUGUGACCUCGUACGGAUUCUAGUUUAAAAAGGAGAUAACUCUAUGGUCAAGGCCUACUGUCCGUCCCAUUGCCCAAUUUUCAUUCAAUAGCAUCAGCUACGAAAAAGUUGCAAUAUGGAUUUUAGGCUAUGUGUAGAAAAAGAUGAAAGUUGUACAUUUGUUUUAGACAUGUAUCUCUCACUAAUCAAAUUUUCUUCCGUUUCAGCAUUGUACACUUUUUUUCUUAAUCUUACACUUUCUGAACAUCAGUUGUACACUUUUUCAUGGGCUGGGGUUGGCAGCUCUGCUUACUUACCGAAACAAACAGAAUACUGCAAACUGCGAAUAAUUUUUUUAGGGUUAUAUAUAGUGUCUUUCCCAAGAACACACUGCAAUGACCCCCCACCCAAAUAAAAGCCUUGCCACUGACAUGACAUUUAAUUUGCUUGACUCACCUGAACUCACCAACCACUCAAGCCACUGGAACACCCCCUGCCCCCCAUUAAGUUUAGACCCAUGAUAAAAAUGUUUGCAGUAUGUUUGUUCCCAUUUUUUAUAAUUAUACAACUUAAUUUCAGUUUCUGGUGGACAUGAAAAUGCGAUUAGAACAUGGCUUUACCACCAUUAUCAGUCAAUGUCCCAAGAUCACAAGGUCAACUCAAGGGUCAUCUCAUGGCAAACUGUUUAUCAACACAACAUCUGGUCACUUUGUGUGUGAACACUGCAACAAACAAGGGGCAUGGACAGAUCUGGUGGACAACUUGCUCUUACUGAAGACACAAAGGAGAAAGUCCACUUUUACCUGCUUCAAAGACUUGGACACUGUCAAACCAUUCCUGGAGGAAAAUAAUCAAGCCAAAGAAGUCUGGAGUAGUUGUCUCCCGUUUGGUGCUCUUCAAGAAGAAGUGGUCACAAAAGUGAAGGAAGCCUUUGAUCUAGAGACAAUCAAGACGAGCACCUUAGAUGCCUUUGAUGUCCGAUGUGAUCCGAAGAACUUGCACAUCGUAUUUCCCGUCAUUGCCUUCAAGAAUGUCACGAGCGUGAAGCGCCUCAUUUGUCAGGCCACUAGCGACGACACCACUGGUACCAUCAAGGAAUCAUACGUUCCCAGGACAGGUCCAUCCUUUGUGUUUGGUCUGGACACUGUGCGGCAGGGCGUGACGGAGGUCGUGCUGACCACCUCUGAGCUAGACGCCAUGGCAGUGACACAGGAGACGAACAAACCGGCCAUUGCUCUGCCCCGCGGGUACAGCUCCUUGCCGCAGGAGGUGUUGCCAAGUCUAGAGAGGUUCAGGACUAUAGUGCUGUGGUUCGGAGAUGAUGUGCGGGCUUGGGAGAUGGCCAAGCUUUUUUCCAAAAAACUCAACAGUCGUAGAUGUCACAUCAUUAGGCCAAGCCUGGACGAGCCAGGUCCGUUCACUGCUCUGACCCAAGGCCUGAAACUGUCGAGUGUGCUAAACAAGUCGCGGCCAGUCACGCACGAGUCCAUCGUCAGUUUCUCACAGCUCAGGCAGGAAGUCUUGUCUCAGCUUUUGCACUCUGACCAAGUGGCUGGGGUCAAGUGGAAGAGAUAUCCGGCCUUGAACAAAUACUUGAAGGGUCACCGGCGGGGGGAAUUGACCGUGUUCACCGGACCCACCGGCUCAGGAAAGACGACGUUUAUAAGUGACUACUCUCUGGAUCUCUGCAUGCAAGGGGAGAAACCUGUCGAAGAGACUGGACCUGUUUGACCAGUACGCUGACCAGUUCCAGCUCUUGCCCAUGUACUUCAUGACCUUCCAUGGACAGGAGAGCAUCAAGAAAGUCAUCGAUGCCAUGUCACACGCUGUGUACGUUCACGACAUCGCCCAUGUAGUGGUGGACAACCUGCAGUUCAUGAUGGGCGCCGGUGGUUCCGAGUGGACCGACCGCUUCAUGAGGCAGGACUCCAUUGUUGCAGCGUUCAGGAAGUUUGCCACCAACAUGAACUGCCACGUCACUCUAGUCAUACAUCCUCGUAAGGAGAAAGAGAGCGAAGAUCUGACCACGGCGUCCGUGUUUGGGUCGGCCAAAGCCACUCAGGAGGCAGACAAUGUGCUGAUCCUACAGGACAAACGUCUGACCUCUGUGCGGGGUCGCAAAUACUUGCAAAUCACAAAGAAUCGUUUUGAUGGUGAGCUGGGCCUGAUGCUGCUGAAAUUUGAUAAAGAGUCCCUCAGCUUUGCCUCAAAGGAGAAAGAAAAAGCGCCAGCAAAGAAAGCAGCAAGAGAGGAAGAUGAGGAGGCAGACAAAGAUGUCGGCAGCGGUGAAACAGUCAGAGCUGAAAGAGAACCAGGUGCUGAGGUGGAGGAGGAAGAAGAGGAUGAAUUAUGACACGGCUGUCGUAGGAUAGAAUUGGCUUAGUUGUUUUCUUAUUGUAUGUGUAUAUUUGUGUGGAAGAGAGGAUGUGUGAGAGAGUAUGUGUAUAUGAAUGUAUGUGUG
This is a messenger RNA of Aplysia californica (California sea hare), 2782 nucleotides long. RefSeq names its product twinkle protein, mitochondrial. Lineage: Eukaryota; Metazoa; Mollusca; Gastropoda; Aplysiida; Aplysiidae. Gene Ontology annotation, molecular function: ATP binding; single-stranded DNA binding; 5'-3' DNA helicase activity. Gene Ontology annotation, cellular component: mitochondrion. The record is from RefSeq and is a predicted model, not a curated record. Gene Ontology annotation, biological process: mitochondrial DNA replication.